AUGGCUGCCUCUAUUGCCCCGGAAUGCAACGAUAUCAAAGAGAAAUAUGACACUUGUUUUCUCAAAUGGUAUAGCGAGAAGUACCUGAGAGGCAACACCAAGUCAAAUGACUGUGAUGAACUAUUUGUCAAGUACAAGUCAUGUUUACACAAAGCCCUUAAGGACAAGGGGAUUGACGGCAUGUUAGAUGAUGCUCGAAAGAGCAGCAGCGAAACUGAUGCCGAAUUUCUGAAGAAGUCCUGA
Molecule: messenger RNA, 243 nt
Organism: Penicillium angulare
Lineage: Eukaryota; Fungi; Ascomycota; Eurotiomycetes; Eurotiales; Aspergillaceae
Exons: 4
Coding region: 1-243 (80 amino acids)
Source: RefSeq, a predicted model, not a curated record